UGUAAACAAUAGUUUGAAUCGGGUACCUCGUGUUUAUUUAAUUAAGAAAUGUUAUUUAGCGUAUUUAUUGCCUAAAUAACGUAAGAUGUCAGGUUUCCUAGAUGUCAAAUAUCCCUUUAAGUCGAAUCUCGGCCUAAAUCCUUUUAAGACGUGGAAGAGGCAAUGGUGCAUAUUGAGGCCAAGUCCGACGUGUGCGGGCGGCGGGUCGCUGGCGGUGUACUGCAGCGAGGCGGGGGCGUCGGCUGGGGCAGUGGAGUUACCUCCAGACAGCGUGGUUCGGCGGGCGAAGUCCCGUAGUCGGCCGUUCGCUUUUGCCGUGUUUUCCGCGCUGGAGCCGCACAAACCGCGCAUCCUGCUCGCGGCACAGACCCUGCAGGAUGCCCAGCUUUGGAUGGACAAGAUCAGAGCCCUCUUGGACGGCAAACAAUUACUGGGCUCCACCCGCGACUCAUUCUCAGUGACCAUCAUGAGCAGCUCGCUGUCCCGCAAGCUGAUGCUCUGCGGCGACGGGCAGCUCACCAUCACCGCCGACGGCGUUGUCGUCGCCCGCUCUCACGCCAUACCUACGCUCAUACCGUGGAAAUGUGUUAAUGAUGUGACGAUGAGUGAUGAUAAGAAUAGGAUUGUUGUCGGAGUUAAUAGCGGUUUCCAUAAUGGGGGUUCGCUGAUGCUGUCCAGCCCACUGGCUGCAGAAAUAGCGACAUCACUAAACAGAGACUCCGUUGGCCGAGCGAAGAAGAACAAACGACUGAGUAGGAGCGAGGGCGACUUGCGGGCUACUUCUGACGGUGACAUGGGCGAUACUCGACGCAGCAGCUGGUCUACUAGUGGACCAGCGGAGGUGGCGCUUGACGACACUGACCUCGUCAUGAUGAAGGAAACCCCCGCACAGGUGCAGUUGUCGCGGUGCUCGGGCGCGGGCCACCUGCCGUCGCCGGCGCCGCGGCGCGUGUCGCGGCUCGUGGCCGACGCCAAGGACGACAGCAUGUCCGACCGGCGCUCCCUGCUCUCCGUCGCGUCCGGCAUCUACGAGGAGAUCCCCGACCUGCCCGACCAGCUCUACACGACCAUGUCCCGCGACCACGUGGACGGGCCCGCUGUCCGCGACGACGGGACUAGUGUCAAGUGCAGUGUGAAGUGUGAGACUAGUGUGGAACGAGUGUUGAGGCUGGAGGAGCCCACGUAUGAGUCGGUGGCGGAGUGCGUGUAUGCGACGAUGAGAAGGACCGGGAAGAAAUACCCGCCGCCGCUGCCGCCGAGGUUACCGUUCGGCACAAUGAAGCUAGGUGAGUCGUGGAGCUCUCGCAUGAACACGGGCGACGCCGUGACGCGGCACAGCUCGCUGGGCUCGCUGCCGCGCUGCUGCAGCGUCAGCUCCGCCGCCUCCGACUCCAAGACCAAGACUCUGCCCAAAACCACCCGGCAGGCGUUUAGCGUGUUCCGGAAACGCCUCAAGAGCGACUCCCGCAUCAUGUCGCCGAAGUCAGAAACCGCCAAAGAGAAUAAAGACGUCGAAACCAAGAAAAAGAAGUUCGACUUCACCCCCACCCGGGACAUCUUCAAAAACUUCAAAGUCAGCCGGAAGAUGAAAAACUUAAAAAUCGCCCCGGGGAGCUUAUCCAAAGUCGGUGAGACCAAAAGCUGUGAGUUUUUGGAUGAGACGGAGCAUGUUACUACCGCUCGCUGCUCAAAAUCAGUCGAAUGUCUCGAACCCAAUGACGAAUUUGACGAUUUCGAUGUUGAUUUAUCUUUAGAAUUCAACGAUGAUUCUAUAUCGUCACUCACCUUGCCUCAGGAGAUCAUAGACUUGAUAUUGCGCAGUGAGCAUAUAAAUAAGAUUCGUCUAAAACAUCAGAUGAGUGAGAGCGACUACAUGCCGAUGUCCCCGAUCUGUCCGCCGGCGCCCAUAGAGCACCACUACAUCGCCAUGUCGCCGAGCACCAAUCUGGCUUGAACACUGUUAUAGGUUAAAUUUUCUCUACUGAGCUCGUUCACUUACCUGUACUAACAAUGGCAUUCUGUUAAACAAAAGCCAUUAUUUCUUUUCUGUGAGAGCGUGGCCAUUGUGCCUGAGCGCGUGGCCAUUGUGUGUGAGUCUCAGGCACAAAGGCCACGCGCUCGCACAAAAUAAAUAACGGCUUUUGUUUAACAGAAUGCCAUUGUUAGUACAGGUAAGUGAACGAGCUCAGUAGAGAAAAUUUUUACUUCUGAUCUGUUAGCCCUGAAUCAAAACUUACAAUAUCUUGUAUGACAAAUCAUGACACUGCAGUAUGAUGGUUGUAUUUGUAUACGUGACAGCGUUAUAAUGACAGUGUCUGCCUCUUUUAAUCGCGUAGUGUUAAAAAGUGACACUUAUUUUUCACGUAAGUUAUCCAUUACACACCCGUCCUUCCGUCCGUACAUCCUUUUGACACUUUGUAAACAGAUUUUCGUCUAUAACACCAGAUACUACAGUCAACAUAUCCUUAUGUUAUCCCACCUUUUAUAAAAUUAUAUUAAUCAUAAUUUCUGUUUAAAAUUAUAUAUUUUUGUCAUCCUAAAGAAAGACAAUGACAAUGUCUGUUGAAUAUAGAUGAAAGAUGUAGUUUAGUAAUGAAAUUCUUUAGAAAUGAAGAUUUUGUACAGUAUAUAUGUUGAUUCAGGGUUAAAAUGUAGACAAAGCUAGUAUCACUAGCUCAGGUACGUGAUAUUUUUUAACACAUUUACUGUUAGAAUUACGAGGUGGAAGUAUUAGAGUGAUCUCAUUUUAGAGUCAAACGGUGUAGGUAAUUAGUCUGACGGUAUGCUGAACAACUGUAAACCCUAUAUUAAGGAUAUAAGGGUUGCUAUUGCUCAUUCAAGCGUGCCUUCGUUUAUAAUAUGACGACUGUUCGGGCAGCUACUUGAGUUUAGAAUAAACGUGGCCAGUUAGGCUUAAAAUAUGAGUAAUCGUAGAAUAAGGCUGCUUUUAGUUAAGGUUUCCUAAGGCUGCGGACUGAACGCUGUCGUCGCGGCGGUCGUCCGUACAAUGAAUGAUUGAACGCGCCCGUCCAGUCCGCGGCCUAUUACUUAAUAUUUUGGUCCAAAUAACAAAGGCAGUAAGGGUCUGGCCACAGCAGUGGCGAUGAGAGAUUUUAACUUGACUGUUCUGAGUUGUAUUCAGAUCCGCUUAGACACCUCUCACGCUUUAUUACUUCUGCUGCUGACUGUAUUCUUUGACAUUUGUUAUUAUUGUAUAACUUAGUAUACAUAAACUGAUAGUCGAGAACUUAUAUACAUUUGAAAAUGGAUCCAAAGAAAUAAAAGAUGCGGCAUUAUUUAUAUAACUUACUAGUCUUUUUAACCAACUUCAAAAAAAAAUUGACAUGUAAAAGUACCCCUGUGGCCUAUUUGCUGAAUAAAUGUUUGAUGUUUGAGGUUAUCAAUUCGACCGUUUUUUUUUUCAAACUCGAAGGGUAGGCUGACACAUGUCAAAAAUAAAUUAUAGGGUUGUGACAGUGUAAAUUAGAAACGAAUUUUACGAUUCUCGAUUAAAUUUGCAAAGGCAAUAUAAUCGAUUCUAUUGGUGAUGAUUUAUAUUUUUAAGUAGACAUACCUUCACAAUUGGACGCGACUGUACCGAUUUGACACGAGCGGAAUCGAUUCGGUCGAUAAGUAGAGUGAAAUUCUAUUGCAAUGAGGGCUAACGCGUACGAAUUCGCCGCUAGGGGCGCUAGUGUAGAUGGUGGUCUUUUCCAUAGUUCGAAAUGUCACUUGUCACUUCAAUGACUGACAGCUGUUCUUUAGUCUUUUGGACUACCAUCAACAGAGGCGCCCAGACUACCGAACAUUCUCCUCACGUGUGAAAGUCAAAAACCGACAUUGGCAAAUUCACCCCGUGCAAAAUUGCGGGGAGUAAAAGCCAGAUAAAAAAAAAAAAACAGGCGCCAACUGGUGAGCAAAAAAACGAUAGCCGUCAUUGAGUUCCGUUUUACAUAAUGAAACUCGACGAUAUAAAAAUGUAUCUUAGGUAUACAUAAUAUUAUACUUUUUGGUGAAUUAUGUCUAUUAUAAUGAGAUAUUCUAAGCUACGAAUAUAUGUAUUUGUCUUAUUGAGAUUCAAGUUAUUUUUGUCAAACAAGGAUAGGUCUGAAACAUCCAUGGCAUGGAAUGAAAAAAAAUCAAAUGUCACCCUACCCUUCCCGUUUAAAAAGACUAUAGAGACGUAAAUUUAACACAUUUCCAAAUGGUGGUUAUAAUUAACCACGUGAAAAAAUAAAUGGUUAAAAGUGUUCAAUAAGUCUAAGGAGCGAAUGAGGAUCAAUGCUUAGCAAAGUAAUAGCUAAAUUUACAUUAGGUAUUAUGUAAGUCAACCUAACUUGGCAUUUAGACUACAAAGAAAAUGAAUAUACAUACAUUGAGGUCAUAGAGUCAUGUUCUCACUUAGCACCGUGGUGAAGAGGAUUAUAAAAUUAUAACGCAGUCCUGUACAAAUGAGUUCUAUAAAUAAAACUUGAGACUCAUAGAUUCGCGCUCAAACAGUACCUACUUCAAACAGAACCCAACACAUCGCCGUCGCCGUCGUCGCCCACGGUAUCUAAUCUUGUUGGUUUUAGGCUAUUAGGUAAAUAAAGGUAACAAAAUAAAUUCACUGACUCCUAGAGUCUGUGCAGAAAGAGAAAGAGUCGUGAUAUGUAUUGGUUCCCUUAUAUACCACAACUCCUCUUACCGCACAAACUAAAACAAAAUCUCAACUCUUUUCAAUAAUUGAAACUAGCUUCCUCUUCCAUUAGAGUUGCUCUCUCAUAUCUUUACCGAAUUAACUGAGUCGACUGACUCUUAUUUAGCUUUAUAUCUUACUUAGUUCCUAUUUUCCCAAUGGUUGAAAAAGCUGUUUCAAUAAUUGAAAGAGAUACUUGAUUAGCAAUGCCAAAUUAGGUUGACAACAUGAUUUCGUAGGUAUUGUGAAGGAUGUAGUAAUUUAGAAGUAAAGAAGAGAGAUAUUGUCAGAAAUGUAGCAAUAUUAGUACAGCAUAAUAUUACUACUGUUACUGUCAAGUCUUAACCCUUGAAACGCUAUAUUCCUAUUCUAACCCCACGUAAAUAUAUGGUUUUUGUCACUGGGAACUACAGCUUGCGCCAAUUUUAAAUGUCGUGGGCGUUUAAAGGGUUAUGAACGUAUUGAAGUGCAUCUAUAGGGGCCCACUGCUUGUCAGUCCGCCGGACGAUAUCAGCCUGUCAAAACAAACCAGACAAAAAAUUUACAGUUCCGAACAACUGACAGGCCGAUAUCGUCCGGCGGACUGUAAUCAGUGGGCCCCUUUACGUACGUACGUACGUGCAUCUUAGUGAAGGUUAAUGACGAGAAUCGAAUUUAUGGAUGUAAUGAAUGUAGCUGUCAAUCAUAUUAUUGUUUAACGAGUGAAAGAUUAAUAAUUAUUACCUAUCCUAAAUUUUUUAGAUGGUUGAAAUGACAGAUGUCAUACCAUUUUAUAACAAAACAACAACCAACACUAAACAAUAGGCAGCUAGCGUGAACUGUAGGGGACAGCCCCCUGUUUAUUAGCGCGCAAUUUAAAUAUCAAGCUUAAGUUUCCAAUUUACGCCACAAGAUGGUAGAACCUACAACGCACAAGGUAGCGUAGUGUACGUGAACUGCAAAGGGCAGCACCUGAUUUAUUGUGAAGUGUCAAGUUUAUGUUUCCGAUUUAGGCCACAACUGCCACAAGCUUUGCCUUGAUACCUUGACGUUGGGGGUAAUAGUUAUCGAUAAAGCAGUGGUACAAAAAAAAAAUGUUAUUACUUUGAUUCGAUGACAUCUGUCAUUUUAAUAAACAAUAAAUGGGUUUAAAAAUCGGUAGGUACAUAAUAUGAUUGACUACAACAUUUGGAUAAAUCGAUGCCAAAUAGUAAAGCACCGCGAAAAAACGUCAAAUCACACUUAAUUUAUCUACGUAAAUUUAUCUAAUGUAACAUUACGCUUAAUAUUCCUUAACCAAACCCUGGCGAGCCUUGGGGGAGGCCUAUGUCCAGCAGUGGACGUCUAUCGGCUGACAUGAUGAUGAUGAAACCCUGGUUUGGUCUAAUAAAAAAAAUCUACAAAAAAGUAUUCAAGGAAAUUUGUACGCGUUUUCGUGGUUUUAUUGAAAAGUGAAGUGAUAUUGUAUUUGUUGGGUUAUUGAGAUGUUGGCUUGACAUGCUUUUGCAUUCGUCAAUGUUAUGUACUCUUAGGUAUAGGAAAUAUCAGGUCUAAUGAGACUGAGGGCAAGACUAGAACAGUUUGGAUAAUCUUAUGAUGUAAUUUUACUUCUAUUAAAGUGAGAUGUCGGUGUCGGUCCUAAAGUGUACUCUGGUAAUUGGAAGAUGUAAAUUUUUACAAUUUUUUAUAUGGAAUUUUUUAUAAUGGCGAAUAUAUAAUGAAAAAGCCAGAACAAAUUUUGUUCUCGUAACAAUUUUCAACAGAAAAGUUGAUUGGAACUAGGAAAUAUUUUUUUUUUCCAAUUUUGGAAGUGAAAAACAAAACUCUUCUCUCUAAUGUGACCGAUAUUGUAUCUUAUAAUCCUUAAUUUAAUUCCAUAUGGAUAUAAAAAAAAACAAUACAACCACGUGACUCGGUCGUUCGGCCAACGACAUUUUUCCAUAGAUACAAAAUGUUGUACCUCAUUGGCCGAAUGAUCCACGUGUUCUUUUUUCUGUAUUAUUUUAGGUUACAUACGGAACAGAGGGCCUAUCGUAAACCACGUUCGACGUGUUGCCUCUCUGUCGCACUUAUUUUUCAAAAGUGAUUUUAUUAUUUUUAAUAAAAGGACACGUGAAGGUCGCUUACCUUCUUUCUAAUGCAAAAAAACGAAGUAUAGAAAACGACCGCAUAGGGUGACUGCUAUAGUUAUUAGCCACUACAUAGUAAUUGGCCUUUCCUAACAAAUCAGAACACACAACAACACAACAACAACAACAAGUCAAAAGAAGUCUUAUUCUUAAGAGUGGCUAAUUACUAUGUAGUGGCCAAUAAGUGGGGGGACACUCCUCCUUUCGGGCUUUCUCGGCUCAACAUUGCUCCGAGCAAUUAUUAGGGUUGACACAAUGCGACGUCCCUUUGCGUGCACGACCAUAGAUAAGAUAAUAACUUGAAUUUUGACAACCCUAAAUAGCCGAAAGGGAUAUUGCCAUGCAUUAGAAAGGUACAGCGUGAUUCGUCCCUGAAUCGCUGUCAGACUUCGGUUUUUUAGAAAGUGUCCUUUUUGUACGGUAGUACUAUUAUUUAUUCUGUGGUUAUACCACAUUAAAAAAAUACAAAUCUAUUGUUUUUAAUUAAAUUGAAAUGUAGAAGACUGGCGGUCUUGUGUGACGCAGCGAGCAGCGAGUGCUUCGAGGUACUCGCCGUGCGUGCGUGACGCUUUACAUGAUGUAUACGGCUUGAUUUGCGCUACUUGUGAUAAUUUAUCUGAUAACUUGUUAUAAUAAGAUUUUGUUGAUUUUGACGACUUGUAUUGAGUGGUGGAUGUGUGGCCAGAUGCAAAAAAAUGGCCUUUGUGUGUCUGACUUAUUAGCGAAAUGUGUGCAUUGGGAUAGUUUCCAUAAUUCAUAAACACUUGCACUGCCAACAACACGCUAGGCGGGUUCUGUUCGUAAGCGCUUUUCGCUGCAUACGGGUUUUCUUUUCUCUUUUUAUCGGCUACGCUCGUCGGCCUAGCUCGCGUUGGUAGUGAAUGUGUUAAAGAAAUAAAAAAUAUCAUUUGUUGAUUGUGUAAGUCAAGACAAAGAAACUCAAAUAAAGUAGCUAUUAUUGGUUAAGUAGCAGGGUUCGAAAGGAUAAUUAUCAAUGCUAGUUAUCUUGAUAAUUAUUGUGAUUUUAAUGCUUGAUAAUUACCGAUUUGAUAAUAACCUUAAAUUUACUGAUGACUAAAAUUUAAUGAUGAUUAGCUUAUAUUUCAAUGGGUAAUAAAAAAACUCCGAUAUUUAUCGGAUAAUUAUCAAAGACUAUAAUUAUCGGGAUAAUUUCGAACCCUGGUUUCUACUUAUUAAGUAGAAAUGACGUCGGAUUCAACAGCCAUUUUGUUGCAUACUGGAAAGGAGCAAGUUUUCAAAAAUGUUUACUUACGAGCACUUAGAAAAUGUACUUUGUCGGUACAGUUUUAAGGUGGUAUUUAGAAUAGAUCAGUUGUAAGCAUUUUUGAAAACAUUCGACAAACAUUGGGUUUGUUAUGUGGAAGCGUGUAGUCAAAAUAUUGCUGAUCUUAUACGUAGCUAGCUUAUGCUGUAGUGUAGUUUAGGGUAGUGGUCAUUAUUAUUGAUUGGACCAAUUUUAUUUAUUCUGUUGUUGCUCGUUCUCUGCUACCGGUCAUCUUGCUACUAAUGUUUUAUACUCUGUAUCAUUAGGUAUUUAAAUAAAAGUAAACAAAAUCUACCCUCAAAUGGCUCCUUAAGCUAGUUGAGGGUAGUUGAAAACAUUACAUGAUCAAAUAAUGUAGGUUAAAGUCAGGUCGUUCAGUGACAGAUCCAAGGGGUUUUGUAUUUUGUUGGUUAACCAAUAAAAGUUAUAACUACGCGAAAAUGUACAAAUUGUUUUUUUACUUUUAUUUAAAUACCAAAAGAUACAGAGUAUAGUUGUAAUGUAUCUUCGGUUGUAAGGAGAUGAUUUUUAAUUCAUACUAUAUUUAGUAGGUACUUAAACAGGUUUUUGGUUGAAUUGAUUGUUAAAUUAACUUAGUAUUGAAUUAAACAAUAUGUUAAUAUGUUUAUAUCAUUGUUCCGCUGAGGUGAAUGGUAGAAAAGAGGCGAUUGUAUCAAAUUACGUUUAUUGGUCAAUUAGGGCUAACGCGUAUGAAUUCGCCGCUAGGGGCGCUAGUGUAGAUGGUGGUCUUUUCCAUAGUUCGAAAUGUCAAAUGUCACUUGUCACUUCAAUGACUGACAGCUGUUCUUUAGUCUUUUGGACCACCAUCAACAGAGGCGCCAACUGGUGAGCAAAAAAACGAUAGCCCUCAUUGACGGGGGCGUAAGCGCUGUCUAAGUAUAAGGUAAUUCUAGUUUGGAUUCUAGUUGCAUUUCGCUGUGGAUUGCAACACUAGUAUACUAUUUUCUUUGUCUGUUGCCUUAGCAACUUGUGAAUGAAUGUAAUACCAUAACAGAGAGCGAGUAACGAUAACGACUCGCCGCUGCCGCGAGCUGAUCUAUCGCCGUCCGAUGUCGCCAAUCCUACCCGAUUGAGACGAAGGUUUUCAUAAUAUAGUUCGUUCGCGUUAAGAAUGCAGUAAAAUCAUCAUUGUCCGCCGGCCUGGCGAUGCUCGUAACCAAUCAAAUCGUUCCUAAUUAGAAAGUAUGCCUUCAACUUGGCUAUGUUCCGAAUUACGCUCACAGCGCUCACGAUCGGACCGAUUCACGCUCAUAGCACUUUAAUGAGAUAUCGUGACGUCAUUGAUGACGUCAAUGGACGGCGCUCACGGUGCUCACACUCCCAGGCGUAAGCACCUUGAGCGCAAAUGUCAAGGUGACGUUUGACAAUGACAAGCGCUAUGAGCGUGAAUCGGUCGGAACGUGAGCGGGCUGUGAGCGUAAUUCGGAACAUAGCCCUACUACCUGUUAACUGUACUUAUUAACGAACAAAAAUCAAAUUCAGUUGACGUUGACAUGACAGUAAACACGCUCAUGACCGGUCCGAAACAAAACACCACUCACGCGGCCUUGAGCGCGCUAACUGAUUCGGACCGGCAGCCAGCACUGUAAGCGUUGUGAGCGUAAUUCGGAACCCUGCCCUGGUCACUGUGUACUUUACUUUCUAAUUAGUAACGAUUUGAUUACUUAUUAACGAACAAAAAUCAAAUUCAGUUGACGUUGACAUGACAGUAAACACGCUCAUGACCGGUCCGAAACAAAACACCACUCACGCGGCCUUGAGCGCGCUAACUGAUUCGGACCGGCAGCCAGCACUGUAAGCGUUGUGAGCGUAAUUCGGAACAUAGCCCUGGUCACUGUGUACUUUACUUUCUAAUUAGUAACGAUUUGAUUGGUUAAUUCGGCGGACAAUAAUUUUACUGGAUACUUAACGCGAAUGAACUACAGUGUAUGCUCACGGGCCUACAGCGAACGCAGACGUUCGAAAAUUUCGGGCAUUUUUCUCUGUCAAUUUGCAAACUUCGGUGUUCGCGGUAGGCCCUCAGAGAUCAUUUUCUUGGUGUAUGAUUUGUGGCUAAUACCACUAGAAUCGUCGUAAGAAAACAUAACACAAAGAGAUAAGAGCAUGACAACCUAGCUGUGAGUAAAAAGACUUAAGCUCUGCGGUGGCGGUUAUAAUAUAAUGCUGUGUUUUAUAUCCAGAUCUCUUGUCCGAUGUUUUGGUUUAUAUUAAUUUAGUCUUAAAUCCUAAGCCCGCUCCAGACUACGCGGCGCGAAGCCACGAACGCGAGUGUGGAGCCGAUUUCGCUGAUUAGCGAACUAGACUCCACACUCGCGUUCGCUGCUUCGCGCACUAGUGUGGAGGGACCUCUAGGUGAAAAGCGAAUUUUAGCAAGACUAGUUACUAUUUUAACUAUGCUCAGUUUUGCAAAUAAUCUAAAAAAUCUUUAUCGUCGUCUUUGUCCCGCCUAUAUUUAAAAUAACAUGGAUUUUGUUUAUAUCUUGCCAAGAUUCGCUAUUCUACUAAAGAUAUAGUAUAUAUUUUUAAGUCCCUUUAUAUCCACCGUUCGGUUUCUAUCUUAUUUAAGUGCGCAAUUAUUUAUAUUUUAUUCACAAUCACAAUAUGUUACCAUUUUUCACUUAAUAUUAUUAGGCAUAGAUUAUUGUGUAAGAUUUUAUAAAAAUUGCCGUGUUUAUUUUUGUGAUUUUUCGUUUGUUUUUUUUUUGUUGGCAAGUAUCGGUACUCGUUCACUGAAUAAUAUAAUUAUUUAUAUAAUAUAAUUGAGGAGUGCUCUUUCAAAAGAGCUUAUUUCUCUCUAAUAAGCCCUUUUGAAAAGACACUCGUCAAUUAUAGUAUUAGCAUUUGCUGCUUACUUAUACAUCGAAAAACCGAUCCUAAAACGAUAGGAAAAAGUGUAUUUUUCUGACCACAGAUGGUUAUUUUUAGUUGUGUUUUGAGUAUAUUUAUUGCUGCGAGACGUUAGUGAGAAUCGGCAUUGUGUUAUCCAAAUAAACUUUUGUAUGUGUAUAUGAAAA
Molecule: messenger RNA, 11106 nt
Organism: Cydia strobilella
Lineage: Eukaryota; Metazoa; Arthropoda; Insecta; Lepidoptera; Tortricidae
Exons: 9
Coding region: 86-1954 (622 amino acids)
Source: RefSeq, a predicted model, not a curated record